Babesia bigemina is the source of this 417-nucleotide messenger RNA. RefSeq lists its product as hypothetical. The record is from RefSeq and is a predicted model, not a curated record. NCBI's taxonomy places the organism in Eukaryota, Apicomplexa, Aconoidasida, Piroplasmida, Babesiidae. The transcript has a single exon. Bases 1 to 417 code for a protein of 138 amino acids.
AUGCGCACUAGGUCGUCGACUUACGAUUGCAAUCCUUCGCCAUGUAACUUCCAAUGUAAAGGCAACGAGGGUAAAUGUCAAUGUGAUUGUACAUGUUGUGAAAAGAAACGUGAAGCGGAAAGUAAACGCCUUGCUGCCGCCUCCCUUCAUUCCACCAGUCUACACUCUCCCUCUGAUUCCUCCGAUGCUCAGUCUCACGUUGCCAAACAAGAGUAUCCGUCCCCUUCCGAAGAUGAGCUCCAAGAAAACAAUUCUCAACACUUUUCCAUUUCCCCCAACACCAUCGCCGCCGUCAUCGUUGGCAUCAUCGUCGCCAUCAUCCUGCUCGACCUGUGCAUCUUCCGAUUCCCGGUGGGCCGCAACAUCCGCGAUUUCCUCGUCCGCAAGAUACCCUUCUGCAUCGCGUUCUACAGCUGA